AUGUCCCGUAACCCUGCCUCAUCCUCCUUCCAAUUCUCCUCUACUCCUGUCCCAUCCUUUGUCCGCAUCCGCCGUAUGGACGGCUCUCCCCUUUCCGACCUUUCCCCCUGGGCGGUGGGGGACGCACUCUCGUCGGCGAUCGGGCGCUGUCUCCGUGCCCGGCCGCUGCGAGGGGGCGACCUCCUCGUCGCCUGCGAGGCGUCGGAGAAGCGAGUUUUGCUCGGUCUCCGGCGAAUCGCCGGUGCUGAGGUGAAGGUGUGGGCUCCGCCCCACCUGAACCAAAGCCAGGGCUCCAUCUACGCUCCAUCCCUCCAGCACCUAUCCCUGUCCGAACUGGAGGAGGGCUUCUCCCGGGUGGGCGUUACCGCCGUGUAUCGCCCGCCCCGCUCUCCAAAAGUUCUUAUCCUAACCUUCUCCACCGCUGAACCUCCCCCCUACAUCCUGGCCGCCUACCUAUCCUUCCCCGUCCGUGCAGUCCCUCCCAAACCUCUCCGCUGCCGGCGGUGCCAGCGCUAUGGACACCGCCAGCAGCACUGCCGAUCCGACUCCCCCACGUGCUCCAACUGCGCCGAGGCGGGGCACGAAUCCUCCCAGUGUCCUGCCGAAGAUCCUCUGUGCGCAGGCUGUGGCGGCGCCCACACCGCGAACGACCCAUCCUGUCCCCGCUGGAUCUCUGAGACCCAGGUCACCCUCCUCAUCCGUAGGGGCUGGGACCCUCGCGACGCUCGCGCCGUGCAGAGCGGUGCUGCCCGCUCCGCGCAGCGGCUUGAGGUGGCCGCCCAGACCCCACCCGGGGUCUCUGACCGGGACCCGCGACGACGCCCGGCCAACCCACCACCGUCUGAGGAACCGACUCCCAGGCCGGGCGCCAGUGUGGGAACCGAACCCGAACCCGAACCUAUGCCCAAGAACCGACCGCCACCACCACCUCGGUCCUCGGACGAGUCUAACGACUCAUCCCAGUCGGCCUCGACCUCGAACUCCACGAGUCCCACCUCGCCACCGAAGACCCGCCGCACACGCCUCCAGUCGGCUCCCUCCGACUUUCACUUCACACUCCGACACAAACAGUAA
Messenger RNA from Amphibalanus amphitrite, 1074 nucleotides. RefSeq lists its product as uncharacterized. The transcript is spliced from 2 exons. Lineage: Eukaryota; Metazoa; Arthropoda; Thecostraca; Balanomorpha; Balanidae. The coding region runs from base 1 to 1074 and encodes 357 amino acids. Gene Ontology annotation, molecular function: nucleic acid binding; zinc ion binding. The record is from RefSeq and is a predicted model, not a curated record.